AUGGUACCCUCGGCGGUGUUCUGGGGACUUGUCGCCCUCAUUGGCACUUCCAGGGGCUCAUACCCGCUCACUCAUUCCAUGAACCCUCAAGUGUACCCUCGACAUUACCAUGGCUGCUACGGAGACAUCAUGACCAUAGAGACUUUUGGGGCCCCCUGUGACAUAAACAAUCUGAUGAACUGUGGGAUCCACGGUUCGGAAAUGUUUGCCGAGAUGGAUUUGAAAGCCAUAAAGCCUUACCGUAUCCUCAUCAAAGAAGUGGGACAGAGAUACUGCAUCGACCCAGCGAUCAUCGCAGCCAUCAUCUCCAGAGAAAGCCAUGGUGGAGUUGUCCUGCAAAAUGGCUGGGAUCAUAGAGGACAAAGAUUUGGCUUGAUGCAGCUUGAUAAAGCGCACCAUCCUAUUGGUACCUGGGACAGCAAAGAACACCUUCUACAGUCCGUUGGGAUUCUAACAGAAAAAAUUAAGGCAAUCCAGAGAAAGUUUCCCACAUGGAAUCCUGUUCAGCACCUCAAAGGUGGUCUGACUGCUUUUAAGUCAGGAAUGGGAACCAUUGUCACUCCUGAAGACAUAGAAGUUGACUUAGUCGAUGAUGUUAUUGCCCGCGCCAAAUUCUAUAAAAGACAUGGCUUCUAGGUCACUGACGAGGUACUCAACCGGCCCCUCUUUCAAGUUUGAUAUUGGCUCACUGCACUCAACAGGAACAAAGAAAUGGUUACAAUUAUGAAAGAAAGUUCAUCUCCAAACAUUUUAAUAAAAGUAAGCAAAAGAAAGAAAGGAAAGAAGGAAAAGAAGUGGUGAUGUAGUUUAGUUGGCUGAGCUCUCACCUAGCAUGUGCAAGACUCUAGGUUCCAUCUUUAUCACAAAGGAAAAAACACCCAUUCACAUACGGUUCCUAGGAAAUAUAC
This is a messenger RNA of Peromyscus maniculatus bairdii (prairie deer mouse), 908 nucleotides long. RefSeq names its product lysozyme g2 (gene Lyg2). Gene Ontology annotation, biological process: defense response to Gram-positive bacterium; peptidoglycan catabolic process. Lineage: Eukaryota; Metazoa; Chordata; Mammalia; Rodentia; Cricetidae. Gene Ontology annotation, molecular function: lysozyme activity. The record is from RefSeq and is a predicted model, not a curated record. Gene Ontology annotation, cellular component: extracellular region.